AUGGCAAGGAUUCAUCGUAACCAUGAGAUUUUAUUCUCAGUGUCGAUCCCCUUAAUUGGCACUGCGACGGGGAUUCUACAAUGGCCCGAUGCCGUGGUCUUUGUUCUCAAUCUCGCCGCCCUGGUUCCCCUCUUGGCGUGGAUUACUCGGUCGGUCGAUGCUUUGUCUGUCAGUGUGGGACGGUCGGUCAAUGAACUACUCAAGGCGACACUUGGAAAUGCCGUGGAGUUGAUGAUCGGGAUCAACGCCAUCAUCCAAGCGCGCGCUCAAGUCUCGCAGUCGGUUAUCUUGGGCAGUGUGCUCUGCAAGUUACUGCUGGUCCUGGGUGGCUCGCUGUUCCUCUCCGGCUAUGACAAGAAACGGCUGCGCUUCGAUCGCACCUUGACCACGAUCCUGUCAUCGCUGAUGAUGGUCGUGUUCAUCACGCUAGCCAUUCCCACUGCAAUGGACGCAUUUCAAUCUGCGCAACCCGCCCCAAGCGAAGAUAUCUUACUCGCCCAGCGAAUCACCUCUGUCACGCUGGUCGGCCUUCUACUCACAUUUCUGGUAUUCCGCCUCAAGACGCACGCCGCAAUGUUUGCCGGUACCCCAUUCCACUCAGGCAGACACAACCGUGCCGACUCGCAUAUAUACGGGGCCCAAGAAAUCCAAAUCCCGCAAUCGUACUUAGGGAACGGGCGCGCGACGCUGAUCCUCGCAGCGGCAACUCUUUUCGUCUUCACCAGCACGUCCUACCUCGUGAGCAGUGUUGGAGUGGUGGCCAAAACACUGGGAACAAACGAGACGUUCCUCAGCCUAACCCUCAUUCCUCUGUUCGGGAACUUCACCAAGUACCGCACGAUCAUCGCGGGUUCCAGGUCCAAUAACCAGGUGGAGCAAGGCAUUCGGGCGGUUAUCAACAGUGUACUGCGGAUUACGAUGCUAAUUGCGCCCCUUUUGGUGAUUGUGGGCUGGAUGAUGGAUCAGCCGCAUAUCCUCAAGUUCGAUGAGUUUGAGGCUACGACGCUUCUGUUGAGUGUUGUUGUCAUGACGUAUUUGAUUUCUGAUGGGCGGAGCAACUAUUUUGAAGGGUUGAUGUUGGUGGGAACGUAUGUUAUUAUCGUGUUUUCGUUCUUCGUUCGCCCAGAAACACCAGAGGAUGUGACAAUGCGACUGGCUUGA
Messenger RNA from Penicillium alfredii, 1161 nucleotides. RefSeq lists its product as uncharacterized. Gene Ontology annotation, biological process: calcium ion transmembrane transport; intracellular calcium ion homeostasis. Gene Ontology annotation, cellular component: fungal-type vacuole membrane. Gene Ontology annotation, molecular function: calcium:proton antiporter activity. Lineage: Eukaryota; Fungi; Ascomycota; Eurotiomycetes; Eurotiales; Aspergillaceae. The transcript has 4 exons. The coding region runs from base 1 to 1161 and encodes 386 amino acids. The record is from RefSeq and is a predicted model, not a curated record.